This is a messenger RNA of Boeremia exigua, 1673 nucleotides long. RefSeq names its product amino-acid transporter arg-13. Gene Ontology annotation, molecular function: L-ornithine transmembrane transporter activity. The coding region runs from base 475 to 1506 and encodes 343 amino acids. NCBI's taxonomy places the organism in Eukaryota, Fungi, Ascomycota, Dothideomycetes, Pleosporales, Didymellaceae. The transcript has 2 exons. The record is from RefSeq and is a predicted model, not a curated record. Gene Ontology annotation, biological process: mitochondrial L-ornithine transmembrane transport.
UGAGCCAUUUGGUCGUCGGCGCUCUAGUCUUUCGCACUACGUAUCUCAGCUUCCCACGCACUGUGCGGCAUUUCCGCCCUUUGCAGCUCGUCGUACGUAUGCAGGGUUCUCACAAGACUAGCUGAAAAUUUCGUCACACCUCUGCACAUUUGUACAAUAUCGGGCCCCGAUUGCCUUGGGUGCGUUCACCAACACCCCGUUACAGAACCCACCCCGCGGUCCACUGCGUACUCGAGACCUUAGCCGCCGUGUGCUACGUCGUGCCCACGGCUCCUUCCGCACUCGCCAAAUCAUAUAAUAUCGCGCCUGCCCUUAUGGGCCCAACAGCUUGAGCGAACACCUCUCGCCCUCCUCACCACCUACAAUCGCUGCUCUGUUUAGUGUACCAUGUUCACUGCUUCAUGACCAGACAUUGACCGCUACAUCUUGUGCAUAUUCAACAUACAUUCGAAUCGAGAGUACCAGCACAACCCCAUGGAACUGCGCGAGAGUCCGGUAUCGGUGGUGGGGGCAAGAGGUGGAUUGACCAAACCAGUCAUUGUGGAAGAGACACGUCCCACAGCCGUCGCAAACACCGGCGGGCAAGGGGAAGAGGCGUUGAAAGACGUUGUGUGCGGUUCAGUCGCUGGCAUUGUUGGCAAAUACAUUGAGUACCCAUUCGACACAGUCAAGGUCCGCCUGCAGUCACAGCCAGACACUGUCCCUCUGCGGUACAAUGGGCCCUUGGAUUGCUUCAAGCAAUCCCUACAGCGAGAUGGGUUCAUUGGCAUAUACAGGGGCAUAAGUGCGCCGCUGGUCGGUGCUGCUGUUGAGACAAGUACCCUGUUCUUCAGUUACCGAGUUGCCGGAGACACCCUGAAAGCAUCUGGAUUCUAUCCCGAGCUAAAGAGAAAUCCCGAUCAAGACCUACCCUAUCCUGCGAUGCUCGGCUGUGGUAUGGUCGCUGGGGCCAUCACUUCGCUCUUCCUCACGCCUAUUGAGCUCGUCAAAUGCAAGGUGCAGGUACCAGUAGAGACACCUGGGGGUAUCGUUGCUCGCCCUACCGUGCUCAGCAGCAUCGUCUCGGUAUAUCGACACCAGGGAAUCCUUGGCUACUGGCACGGCCAGCUUGGAACCUUGAUUCGUGAGACUGGUGGCGGUGCAGCGUGGUUCGGUGGAUAUGAGGGCAUGAAGAUCAUCUUCAAGAAGAUGAACGGAUCUACCAACGAUGAUCUUCCGAUCUAUCAACGUAUGACAGCCGGGUCCAUUGCUGGCGCGGCGUACAACUUUGCGUUCUACCCUGCAGACACCAUUAAGUCGCGCAUGCAGACAGAAGAUGUAGGGAAAUUGACGGGUGGCCGUUCCACCUUUGGCGCAGUUGGGAAAGCAUUGUGGAAGGACCACGGUAUCAAGGGCAUGUAUCGCGGAUGCGGCAUCACCGUCGCGCGGUCAAUUCCUAGCUCGGCAUUCAUCUUCACCAUAUACGAGGAGCUAAAGAAGCACUGGCCAGAGAGGCGGAUGGAUUGAGGGAGCAUUCAGUAUCAUCUUGGGCGUAACGAAUUGUUCAUUGUUGCGCGAUACCCUAUAGAAGCAUUGGGUAGCUACGGCGUUGGUCGGGGUUCAAAAGAGCGUCAUGUAGAGUGAUAUGAUAUAAUCUUCACAUACUCGAGGCCAUACAGAUUGUGUACUUUCCU